Messenger RNA from Parnassius mnemosyne (clouded apollo), 417 nucleotides. The record is from the annotation of a GenBank genome assembly. Lineage: Eukaryota; Metazoa; Arthropoda; Insecta; Lepidoptera; Papilionidae.
AUGGGAUCGUUACCUAAACCAAGGGUUACUCCUGCGAGACCUUUUCUGAAUAGUGUUGUAGAUCUAGCUGGACCCAUUGAUUUAAGAUUGUCUAAAGGACGUGGUUGUAAAACUCAAAAAGGAUAUAUUGUGAUAUUCAUUUGCAUGGUAACUCGCGCUAUCCAUAUUGAAAUUGUCACAGGCUUAACUGCUCAAGAAUUUAUAGCUUCCUUUAAAAGAUUUGUUGGUCAUAGAGGUAAAUGUAAAAACAUUUGGAGCGAUAAUGCCACUAACUUAACAGCCAGCAAUAAAGAACUCAUGUCUUCCUUCGAGAGAAGCUUUGAACAGGUUCGUAAAGAAAUUGAAGAAUUGUUAGCAAAUGAUGGUACAACUUGGCAUCACAUACCGGCCGCUGCUCCUCAUUUUGGUGGAUUGUGA